GCUCUGCCUCCGCUCGAAAAGAAGAAGACCUUGGUGGUGCCGCUGCUCUCUGCCCCUGAUAAUGACAUUCUUAACGCAGAGGACAUCACCCAUCAAUCACCUGCGAGCAUGGUCGCAGAGAUAAUUCAAGAGCGGAUGUUUGGUGGAGUUGCGGAGGCUUCAGAUCCUCGCCUGUUGGCUCUCUCUGGCCUUUUGGCCAGCUCUACUUGAGAACAGGUGGCCUUCCAGGCUCAAUCCGGAGAUUGACUUGGGGACACUGCCCGGGAGCUGCUCUUGAUGACAACAGGCAUUUUUAUGGAGAUGGAUUCCCAGGAUCGUGCUCUCAUGGACUCUGUGGACCGUCAUAUUAAGGAGGCGCGUCUUGAGGAGAACUUGUCGGCAACUAGCGAUGCCCGGAGCAACCUAGCCACGGCCCAUGAGCAUGCCAAGUCCCUAGAAGCGGAGUUGUCUCACACCCGGAGGGUUCUCAAAGAAUCUGACGAGAGGGCAGCUGCAGCUGAGGUCCGCUGUGAAGAAGUCUUGAAGCAGCUGUCCUCCAUGGUAGAGGCCCUUCGUGAAAAAGACGAGGCUGUGAGCCAGAGAGACAAGGUCUGGCGUCAGUACGAGGCCCUGAAGGCUGAUUUCGACAGAGCUCAGGCUCAUCUUGCCAAGGUGAAGAUUCAGAUGAAGGGAGCAUUAGCUCGGGUUGAGGUUCUUGAGCAGGAGCUGAGUAAGAGUUCUGACCGUAUCAGAGAUCUGGCCUCAGCGGCAGAGGAGUCUGAACUUCACAAUCAAGCGCUCCGUCAUGAGGUCAAGACUUUGGAGCACAGAUGCUCAGCCCUGCUCGAGGAUGCUAGACUUGUUGAAGACAGGAUUCAACUCGAGUGUGAGAGGCGCCUGAUGGAGUAUAAGGAGUCCCCCGAGCUGAAAAAAGAGAUCGAGCAGGCCUGUGAAGCUCGCCUCCAGGAUUACAAGAGUUCUUCUGAAUUUAAAGCCAAAGUAGCUGAGGCCUGCGAGGAGCGACUUGCAGAAUUUAAAGCUUUUGACGAGAUGAAGGCAACCGUAUGGAAUAAAAGCUUCCGUAUGUUCGUCUCCGGAUACAACCGGGGAUUAAGGAUAGCCAGAUACACUCCCUCCACCCCGUUAGCUAAACUCCAAGCUGCAAAGGUAGACUCUGAUGGCGAGGAGGUGCUUUACGGGGAGGACGACAGGCCCUUGCCCAAAGGGGCCUCUCGCACCGCAGCUAGGUCUUCUGGGGCAGAACCCGAGCUAGAAGAUGAAGAUGUUGGUCCUCAGGGACAGGAGAUCAUGCCUUUCAUAGGCACUGGAGGGUCUAAGCAGGAGGGUGAUGGGCCUCCCAUGAGCGGCAGUGUAAAUAAUGUAGGUGUAGACAGUGCAGAUGCUAGGGUAGAUGAUAAUGCCCCUAGGCGUCUUCAUUGGGCUACUUAUUCUGUUAAACAAUCUAACUUGUCAAUAAUGAAACACUUAAACUAUGUGCUUCGUAAUUUCUCUAAGGAAUCCACUAUACUGUUUUUUCCUUUUUGCCUUCAGGCCCAUCAGAACUAA
Manihot esculenta (cassava) is the source of this 1545-nucleotide messenger RNA. Its product is annotated as ciliary rootlet coiled-coil protein 2-like. Bases 277 to 1545 code for a protein of 422 amino acids. The transcript is spliced from 3 exons. NCBI's taxonomy places the organism in Eukaryota, Viridiplantae, Streptophyta, Magnoliopsida, Malpighiales, Euphorbiaceae. The record is from RefSeq and is a predicted model, not a curated record.